Thelazia callipaeda (thelaziosis nematode) is the source of this 123-nucleotide messenger RNA. The record is from the annotation of a GenBank genome assembly. Lineage: Eukaryota; Metazoa; Nematoda; Chromadorea; Rhabditida; Thelaziidae.
AUGACCGUCUCUCACAAAAACAAUUACAAGUCGAUUCAUUAUAAAAAACAGUAUUUUUGUGGAGGUAUGAAUAAAGGAUUUGUACUUUUAAUUCAGAGUUCUAAAGAGUCAUUGCAAGAAUAA